Mirounga angustirostris (Northern elephant seal) is the source of this 2189-nucleotide messenger RNA. RefSeq names its product alpha-N-acetylgalactosaminide alpha-2,6-sialyltransferase 5-like. The record is from RefSeq and is a predicted model, not a curated record. The coding region runs from base 186 to 428 and encodes 80 amino acids. Lineage: Eukaryota; Metazoa; Chordata; Mammalia; Carnivora; Phocidae. The transcript is spliced from 3 exons.
UGUCUCUAAUCUCUGCAACAGCCGCGCUUCCUGGGUCCCGCGGCUCUCCUACCCACUCAGCCGCCGCCAGGGGCCGGGCGAAAAUCAGAGCCGCCUGCCCCGCAUCACCCACCAUGGAAACCUUCCAAGAAAAAGUGGCUCCGGACGCGUGUGCCUGAGGAUUCCUCACAAAAGAGGUGCCCAAAAUGAAGACCCUGAUGCGCCAUGGUCUGGCUGUGUGUUUAGCGCUCACCACCAUGUGCACCAGCUUGUUGCUCGUGUACAGCAGCCUCGGCGGCCAGAAGGAGCGGCCCCCGCAGCAGCAGCAGGCAGCGGCGACCGGCAGCGCGCAGCCGUCGGCGGAGAGCAGCCCCCCCUCGAGGUCCCGGGCCCCCGCGGGACCGCAGCCGCUGGACGGAUACCUCGGCGUGAGGGACCACAAGAUAUGAUAAUGACUGGGAAGAGGCUGGCUUUAGACAUACAGAAUAUGCAGAAUUCGGAAGAUUAUCAGAUUGCAACCAGACAGCUCAACAAUCUGCAAUUACCUUGGCAAGAACGGAAGUGGUGUAAGACCUGCCGUAUAUAUAUUUUUGGAAAGCUUAAUCUAAACCAGAGGAGAGGAACCCAGAGACCCGGCUCUGACAUCAGCUGUCCAUCCCUUCUUCAGCCAAAAAGAAAAAAAAAAGAAAAGAAAUGCCUGAAAGCCAGAAAAGCCUUACAGAUGAGAAAAAUUAUUUUUUAGAUGUCCAGUCUUUUGUAAAUAAAUAGUCCUGUUAGUAUAUUGGUGUUGAGGCUCUCACCUGUUACUAAUCCUUUGUCUUACAUUUUUAAACAGCUGAUUAUAUAAUGUUAAUGACACACACAUUGCCACUCUCUCUCUCUCUGAUCUUCACAUGGAUGGCCUCAGACCUCCAUCUUUCUUUUCUUUUGCUUAGGCUUUGGGUUCUGGACUUACUUUAACUACAUUCAGACUCUGGAAAAAUGGAGGUUUCUGAGGUUACAUUGGAAAGAUCUUUGACUGACAGGCUCCCUUCGGCCACAAGGAAUUGCAAGAGUGGAAUAAAAAAUGUGGAUUUAGCUCAAACUCUGGCAGCUUUUUUUCCACCUGAGAAACGGAAUCUGGCUGCGGCUAGCCCCGGGGAAUGUAAAUAGAACCUUACCUGUAAUUAACCCAGGGCUUCUCCUGUUCUCGAUGCAAAUGGAGUUAUAAUUGUAGAAUAGAAAGCCUGGAUUUCCGAGGGGAGCUGGCAGUGGAAUAGAGGAAAAAAUUUCUAACUAUGACAGCUCCCUCCUAUCUCCUUCUAGAAAACCUGAAAGAUAAUAAAACUGGAGUUGCAUUUGAUGUAAGACAUAUGGUAAUUACUAUAAAUAAUAUUAUCACCCGGGGUCUGCAAUGGUUUUGUCAGUGAGGUGCAAUUUCACAUAUUGUCUGCGAUAAAAUCCCCGUUUUUGGUUAUUGAUAGCAAUGCCUUUCUAAAAUGGUGUAGGUGUUUUGUGACAGCUGCGAAGUUCCUGCCUCAUAUCCAGGUAAUUGGGUUGAGAAUAAGGCCUGCAUGUUAAAACCUGACGAUGUGAGAGGUGGAGAAAGCCCAGGGAAUACUGUGAAUAUUUUGGUAGUUAUUAACUGGCUAAAAGGGAAGCCUUUGCUAGUCAGUUCUUCUGAAGCAAUGCUGAAGGGGGAAAAAAAAAAGAAAGAAAAAGAAAGAAAGCAAGAAAGACAGCCCCCUUUGAAAGCUUCUGUGGAGUCUUCAGUCAAAAUUUGGAAAUUUGGAGCUAAUCAAUCGUAUCAUGAAUCUGUACUUAAUAUUUUUAAGGCUGUAUACAGUAUCCACAAAUUAGACUAUAAUUACUUUCAUUUUAUGCUACUAUUGAUUGUUUCAUCAGAUUUUACUCCGCUUAAUUGCUGAUUUAAUAGAAAUUACUUCAGCGUCAUAAGUAUGUACGUGUGUAAUAAACGCUUUUACUUAUUGGUCAUAGGAAAAAUUGGUUCUAUAGGAUGUUAUCCUGAGCAAGCUGUAUAUAUUCAAUUUUAUAGCUGCUUCCAGGGAGCCAAAUACUGAAGACACUAAGAGCAUGUUAAAAUGAACUACUCUAAAUCAUUUUUUGGAAAUACGUGGGAAAUAAAUAACAAAUAGCAAUGGUAUGUCUAAGUGAUUUUAUUGUUUAGAUUAAUAAAAGGAAACCAAUACAAUAACCAGAUAAGGGAAAAA